UGUCAUCAUUACGCGACUGUCAACAACACCGUGCUCACAUGGCUCUCCUCAGCCUGAGCUAACAGCACAUUUCUAGACUUUAAUCAGCUGGAGUUCCGCUGAUUCUGCUGUUAAAACUAACGCUGUGUCUCUGCUGGGGCUGGACGUGGAUUUCUAUGAUGGCUCUGUUUACUAUAAACCGGUAUUUGGGAGACGAGGAGGAAAAGGAAUCGACCAGCGAGUCACGAUCCAAAGCCCUGCUGGCCAAGCUCCAGAAACAAGCGAAGGCAAGAGAGCAGCAGAGUCUCGCUACUAAAGAGCAGCUUACUGUCCAAGACGCUGACACAACUCAGAUCACCUCAGGAAAGAAGAAAAGAAAACCGGAAAAAGUAGAAGAAGAAGAGAAGAAACAGCACAAGAAGAAAAAGAAGAGGAAAGAGAAGGAGGAAAGCACUGAGCAGCUGGAGGACGCUAAUGGGAUAUCUGUUUCUGUGGAGGCUGCUGAGAAAGCCAUAACUGGUACUUUACCAAAGAAGAAGAAGAUAAAGGACAAAAACAAGGCAGUUAUCAAGGAGGAGGAACAAGACACAAAUCAUCCAUCUGAAGAGAAUGCUGAAGCAGUGGAGGAGACUACAGGUGAUGGAGUCGAAGCCAAGGAAAGCCAGGAAACUGCCAAUGGCCACCCUGAUCCUUCAGACACAGAGCCAAGGAAGAUCUCCUCUGACAACAGCUUCCAGAUCCUGGGUGGAUAUAUGAAAAAGAGAGUACAAAAGGUCCAGAGAGUCCUGCCUAAGUGGCUGGCUGAGCCGGAUAUGAUUGAGAAAGAUAUUAAAAGUAAUCUGGUCACUCUGAGUGAUGUAGCAGGCAUCUGUCCAGCGCUACAGAAGAAGCUGGAGGCCAAGGGGAUCCAUAGCUUCUUCCCAGUUCAAGCUGAGGUAAUUCCUGCCAUCUUGGAGACUGUGAAUUCAGGGCUGCUGAUUGGUCAAGGUGGCUACAGGCCCAGAGACAUCUGCGUUUCUGCUCCUACAGGAAGUGGAAAGACACUGGCGUUUGUUAUACCUGUCAUACAGGCGCUGAUGAUGCGAGUGGUGUGUGAAGUUCGCGCCCUGGCCGUGUUACCCACCAAAGAGCUUGCAGAGCAGGUGUACAAGGUUUUCUGCUCUUAUGCUGAAGGAACUGAUCUGAAAGUGGUCAUGGCUGCAGGGCAGAAAUCUUUUGCUGCAGAACAGGCAACCCUUACAGAAACCAGGGGCAGGAGGUGUCGCAGUCUAGCAGAUAUAGUAGUAGCUACUCCCGGCCGACUGGUGGAUCACAUUAACAAAAACGAGAGCUUUUCUCUCCAACACCUUCGCUUUCUGAUCAUUGACGAGGCAGACAGGAUGAUCGACAGCAUGCACCAGGCCUGGCUCAAUCAGGUCAUCAAAGCAGUCUAUAAAAGUGGGAGUGGCACAGACACAUCAGUUUUCAAGAGGGUGGAGCCAGGCCCAAUAACAGUAGCAAGUCUGUCCGUCCCUCAGAUGCCACUGCAGAAGCUUCUCUUCUCAGCCACUCUGACCCAGAACCCAGAGAAACUCCAGCAGCUGGGGCUCCACCAGCCACGGCUUUUCAGCUCCACGCACACGUCCACACAAAACAGCACACACACCGAGGAGAAAUUCGACUUCCCCCAGGGUCUCACGGAGUAUUAUGUUCCCAGCACUAUGAACAAGAAGCCUCUCCUCAUCCUCCACUUCCUGCUCCGGCUGAAGUACAAGCCCGUCUUGUGCUUCACAAACUCCAGAGAAGCUGCACACAGGCUCUUCCUGUUGUUGAAGUUCUAUGGAGGAGUGGAAGUGGCUGAAUUUUCCUCCAGACUCAGUCCGACAGAAAGACAGAAAACUCUGAAGAGUUUUGAACAGGGAAAGAUUGCAAUGUUGAUCAGCACUGAUGCUGCCGCCAGGGGGAUCGAUAUAAAGGCAGUUAAAUGCGUCAUUAAUUAUGAUGCACCACAAUACAUCAGGACAUACAUCCACAGGGUGGGAAGGACAGCAAGAGCAGGACAAGCUGGAGUGGCCUUCACGUUCCUCUUAGCAAUACAGAUGAAAAGGUUUCAAAAAAUGUUGCUGAAUGCUGGAAGUCCUGGUCUACAGAAACACGUAGUUAAACCACAGCAUCUCAGCGGCCUGGAGAGUCGAUAUGAAGAAAUAUUAGUUGAACUGGGUGAAGCUAUAAAGGAGGAGAAAGCCCAGAACAGAUUCUGAAAGGAAGGUGACCAGGAUUUGACCCAGCUGAAUAAAUAUUUGUCUGUUCCUUUGUCUCUGUCUAAACUUUAAUACAUCUUUUCCUCCACAAAAGACUUUGUAUUUUGAAUAAAUCUUUUUACAUUAA
Astyanax mexicanus (Mexican tetra) is the source of this 2346-nucleotide messenger RNA. It is a transcript of the gene ddx51, whose product is annotated as DEAD (Asp-Glu-Ala-Asp) box polypeptide 51. Bases 156 to 2219 code for a protein of 687 amino acids. Gene Ontology annotation, cellular component: nucleus. The record is from RefSeq and is a predicted model, not a curated record. Gene Ontology annotation, molecular function: nucleic acid binding; ATP binding. The transcript has 16 exons. NCBI's taxonomy places the organism in Eukaryota, Metazoa, Chordata, Actinopteri, Characiformes, Acestrorhamphidae.